CGGCUGCGGCAGCGCCAUGGUCCCGCUGAGGCGCUGCUCGUCGCUCCGGCGCAGGCCGUGCUCCGGGGCCGACUGCACCGACGCCAACUACAGGGAGACGGUGGCGAGGCUCCGGAUGCUCCUCAUGGACUCGUACCUGCCGUGCCGCCUGGAAAGCGCGGGCGCGCUGGUCGGCAAGUCCUCGGCCGGGCUCGCGGACUUCAUCGAGCGCCAGGAGGAGUACAUCCAGCAGCUGGAGAAGGAGUCGCGGUACUGUAGGUCCUCGCUGUGCGCUGGUUGCCCCGCAGGGCGAGCUGACCGGCCUCAUGACCAAGCUCAAGGGCCUCAUCUCGGAGAACGAGGAGCUCAUGAACGCCGUGCGGGACUCUCUCGCGCCGGUUACGCGCCCGCCUCUGGCCGAUACUCAGGCUCCGACGGCGGGUACACGCUACUGCAUGGACCUGAUCCGGCCGGUGGGUGCGCGCACCGGGCUGCCCGGCCCUGGACCAGGGCUGCUGUACGAGUCCCGCAUCUCCGAGCUGCAGGCGCAGCUCACGCAGGCGCGCAUGGAGUCGCAGUCGCUGCGCCACCGCCUUGGAGACUGAGGCCCGCCCCCGCCGUCAUCCCCCCGCUCACCCCCUGGCCGUGGCCGGACCCGCUUGGGGUGUGGUGGGGCCACCUGGGCUGGCAGCGCGCCGAGCUCAGGGCCGCCCCGGCCCCGGCCGAGGAUCCCGAGCCGGCCGCUGCAGACACUGACGCGGAGGCCCCGCGGGUAGACGACGGCGAACUCACCACCAGCACCACUGCCAGCAUCACUGCCCAGGAGAAAGAGGACGAAGCCGAGGAAGGUGAGUCUCGUCCAGAAGAGCAGCACGAAGACCACGACCAGCCUUCGGGAGCCCCCGACCCGCCGCCUGCACCCGAGACGCCCAGGCGACCGAGCCUGGACGCGCCGCCGGAGGCCCUCGCCCUGCCCCAGGCAGAGUCCAGGGCAGGCACCAGGCCGUCAACGCCGCGACCGCCAUCGCCAGAGCCCUCCUCGUCCUCCGCGGACUCGGCCGCCUCAACUGGGGACGGCGCGGAUGCGGAGGGCCGGCAGCUGCUUGCCUUGUCAGUCCCCCUGACAGAAGAGCAGGCGGCGAAAGGCGGCCACAAGCCCGUCAUCAGGGUCAACGUCGAGGUCAAGUUCCACGUCAAGGACAAGAAGGACAAGAAACGGAAGAAGAGUUCCAGUAACGAUCAGCCCUAGUGCUUUACUUGAUAGCUCCUUAGAUAUUUUAUUGCAACCGCAUUUGUCAACCACACUGAUGGAUGGGAGGAGAUAAUAUUGAAAACAUAUUCGCCUGUAGUGCGAAGCAAAAGCUUAGCAUUAAGAUUCUGAAGUAUGUGCUGGCACAGAUAAUGCUUUUUAGAUAGAUUGAACAGUUUGGCAGGGAGUAAACUUAAAGCUUGGAAUUAUUUAAUAUAAUAUAUAUAGAAG
Molecule: messenger RNA, 1459 nt
Organism: Frankliniella occidentalis (western flower thrips)
Lineage: Eukaryota; Metazoa; Arthropoda; Insecta; Thysanoptera; Thripidae
Product: skin secretory protein xP2-like
Exons: 4
Coding region: 17-1228 (403 amino acids)
Biological process (GO): neuron migration; centrosome cycle; tube formation
Cellular component (GO): centriole; centrosome
Source: RefSeq, a predicted model, not a curated record